Messenger RNA from Drosophila serrata, 5129 nucleotides. RefSeq lists its product as uncharacterized. NCBI's taxonomy places the organism in Eukaryota, Metazoa, Arthropoda, Insecta, Diptera, Drosophilidae. Gene Ontology annotation, biological process: trehalose catabolic process. Gene Ontology annotation, molecular function: alpha,alpha-trehalase activity. The record is from RefSeq and is a predicted model, not a curated record.
UUGGUGCUCGAAUAUGAUUCCAAACUUGGCCUAGGAAUCACUCAUUUAGUUCAUCAGUUUGGCCUUUCCACUAAAAGUAGAAAAUAUAGACCCGGAUUCAAAAUCGUUUUAAAAAAUGGCCUUCAAAUGCGGCUGCAGUCCACCGUUACCAUCGCCCGACGUGGAUAACAGGAGCGUCUUUUGCUCGGGUCCUUUGCUGGAUCGUGUUCAGCGAUCGAACAUGUUUCCCGACAGUAAAUAUUUCGUGGACAUGAGCUGUAUCUAUUCACCCGCCCAGACUAUGGCCGAUUAUGAGUUGUUCAGUAAUUGUUCCAGAAACGAUGGCUCCCUGGAGUUCCUGCAGAUGUUUGUUGAGAAACACUUUAAUCCGCCCGGUUCGGAGCUGGAACGAUGGACCCCUACGGACUGGAAGCCCCAUCCAUCGUUUCUCGGCAGGAUCUGCGAUCCGGAAAUGAAGCAAUACGCUGCCGAAAUCAACGAACUCUGGAAGCAGCUGGGGCGACGCAUUAAAGACGAUGUCCAAAGGAAUCCGGAUCUCUAUUCUAUUCUCUACGUACCCAAACCCUUUAUUAUUCCCGAUACGGGAUGCCGUGAAUAUAGCUAUUGGGGGUCCUUCUGGAUCAUAAGAGGUCUCCUUCAGUGUGGCAUGCACCAAACGGCCCGCGGUAUGAUUGAGAACUUUUUGGUGCUGGUUCAGCAAUAUGGUUGUGUGCCAGCCUGUGGCAGAAUUUACUGUGCCGAUCGGACACAGCCGCCGCUUCUGAUAAUGAUGAUGAAGGCCUAUGUGGAGGUGACCAAGGAUGAGCAGUUUGCCAUCCAAGCACUGCCGCUGCUGGAAACCGAGUUCGAGAACUUCGUGAGCCAACGUUCAAUUGAGGUGAAGGGCAGGACAAUGUAUCAAUACCGGUCUGUAUCCAAUUCUCCUGGACCACGGCCCGAGGCCUAUAAUGAGGAUUUGGAGAUGGCAGAGAAAAUAGAUGAUGAGUCGGUUCGUGAGGAGUAUUACACCGAAUUAAAGUCGGCCUGUGAAUCGGGACAGGACUUUAGCUCCCGUUGGUUUGUGGCCAAAUGUGGCAGCAAUGAAGCCCUUCUCACCGAUACCAAGCCCUCGGCUAUUGUGCCCGUUGAGCUUAAUGCCAUCAUUUUUCGAAGUGGCAAGAUACUGGCCGAGUUUAAUCGCAAGGCGGGCAAUGCCAAGAAGGCCGAAGAGUAUCAGGAUCGAUCCUGUGUCCUAGUGAAGGCAAUUCGCGAUGUCCUGUGGAAUAGCCAGGCCGGCAUUUGGCUGGACUACGAUGUGGAGAACAAACAGUCUCGCAAUUUCUUCUGCUGCACCAAUUUUGCCCCCCUAUGGGCCCGGGCCUUCCCCUUGAUCGACACCGACAAGGUGUCCAAGGGUGUGAUGGACCACAUCAAGUGCUAUAAGCUGGACGAUCUAUUUGGCGGAAUUCCGCACACAUUGAACAAAAAGGCGGGUGAGAAGUGGGAUUAUCCCAAUGUGUUUCCGCCCAUGAUGUUCAUGGUCGUGGAGGGGCUGGACAAUCUGGGCACUAGGGCCUCCAAGGCCAUGUCUAGGCGAUGGGCUCACCGCUGGGUCAAGUCUAAUUAUGAUGCCUUCAGAACGCAGGGCAUUAUGUUCGAGAAGUAUUCCUGCGAGGAAUUCGGGACAUCCGGAGGAGUCUGUCCUUCUCAAGCGGCUGUGGGUUACGGCUGGAGCAACGGAGUGAUCAUCGAGUUCCUGUGCAAGUACGGAAGGGAGAUCAACAUGUCCGACGACGACGAUAAGGCUUGCCAGUGCAAGUCGGGCAAGAAGAAGGAGUCGUUCGUUAUCACCAGCCAGGCGAGUAUGGAGACAAAUGAGAAAGCCUUUCGUGCGACCACAAGUGCCAAGAGCAUGGAGAAGAAGAAGUCCUGUUUAUGUGGGGAUCUGCUCAGCAUGACCACAGCGGUAAUGGGGGCCCAGAGUUCAGCCUUCCGUCCGGCCUCCAGUUCGAAGAGUAUGGAUAAUAGGAGGUCCUGCACUUGCGGCCCGAUGGCCAGCAAAUCCACAGCUACCCAGGGUUCGGAAAAUUACGGUCCGCAUCGUGACUGCACCUGCGACGAUUCCCAAUCUCAAGUGGAAUCGGUGCAUACACAAAAGCAACCCGUUAAUGAAUGCAACUGUUGCGGAGGAAGAUUUCCGUGUUGCGGUGCUACAAAAUAUCCAAAGAAAUGCCAGCAUCAGGAAAUUCCUGAAUGCUCCUGUGACAUUACCCGAACUCAAAUGGUGCCGGUGCAGCUAGAAAAAAUUGAUCAUUUUCCCGACUGUCCAUGUUACCAUGAUCAAAAACGAAAGUCAAGUUCGAAAUCAGGUUCCCGUUCUCCCAGUAAACAUAAGCAGAAGACACCCAAGGAGGAGAAGCCACCGAAGGAGGAGAAGCAUCCAAAAGAGAAGCAUUCCAAAGAGGAGAAGCAUCCCAAAGAGGAGAAGCACCCCAAAGAGGAGAAGCAUCUGAAAGAGAAGCAGUCAAAGCAUGAGAAACAUCCUAAGGAGGAGAAGCAUCCCAAGGAGGAGAAGCAUCCAAAAGAGGAGAAGCAUCCGAAGGAGGACAAGGCGGCAAAGCAAAAGAGUUCCGGUCCGAUUUGCUCAUGCCCGACGGAAGUGCAGAAGGGUCGUACCGAGGAGAAACAAAAGAAGGCAUCUGAUUCCGGAUCGACUUGCCCAUGUCCAAAAGAAGUGCAGAAGGGAACUGUCAAGCAGGAGAAAUCGACCGAAUCUCAUAAGAAAGCUGCUAAGGAGCAAAAGGAGGCGCACGAACAGGCGUCACGCGAGUCAACUAAGAAAGAACGCCACCAAAAGUCAGAACACAAGGAACCCAAGGAACACAAGGAACACAAGGAACACAAGGAACACAAGGAACCCAAGGAACACAAGGAACACAAGCAGGCAGCUGACAAGAAGAAGGGUGACAAAGGGGAAUGCCCUUGCGAGGUGGACAAGGAGAAGCUGCGUCAGGAGCAGCAGGCCAAUCUAGUUGGUCACUAUGCUCCUUUGGCCGAUGAAGUCGAGGACGAAUGUCCGAAGAAACCGCCCAAGAAGCAAAAAUGCUGUGACUGCAACCAAAACGAUGAAUCCGAUGAUGAUGGUAUAGAAUGCGGCGAGCGGGGUACUACUCCGUCGACCACAGAUACCUCGCCACCAAUACCGAGUGCUACCACUAGUUGUUCGUGCGCGCCAGGAUCGCCGGAUUCAACAACACAGGUCCAAGAUUCACAAAACAAAGCUUCCGAUGAUUGCGCGUGUUCCCAUUCAUACAGUCCAGGAGGAUAUUCUUCAAGUACGCAUAGCAAAGUACAGCAGAACCAGCCCAAACAGGCCGGUUCGCCGCCGCAACAGUACAGACUAGCCGAUCCAAAUUCGUGCACAGAUGUUGCAGGCAAAGGAGCUCAUCCCCAAGGAAGCCAGUACAACUUGUCCAGAUCUCCGCCGCAGCAGACUAGAAUUAACGAGGAGUGCUCAUGUUUUGGAAGUCCAGAAGGGUACUCUUCAGGAGGAUAUGGUUCAGGAGGAUAUGGUUCAGGAGGACAUGGUUCAGGAGGACAUAGUUCUGGAGAAUAUGGUUCAGGAGGAUAUAGUUCAGGAGGAUAUGGUUCAGGGGGAUAUGGUUCAGGAGGACAUGGUUCAGGAGGACAUGGUUCAGGAGUAUGUGGUUGUGGAGGACAUGGUUCAGGAGGACAUGGUUCAGGAGGACAUGGUUCAAGAGGACAUGGUUCAGGAGGACAUGGUUCAGGAGGACAUGGUUCAGGGGGACAUGGUUCAGGAGGGCAUGGUUCCAGAGAAAGACAUGGUUCACCAGGACAUGGCAAAAGAAACCGAUCCAAGUCAAAGUCUAGAGGAUCUGACACAUGUUCAUGUUGUGGCAGAGGUCGUAGGUCGGGCGAAGGCCGUACUCCGAUGGAACAGAACAUGCCUAUCGAUGAUUGUCCAUGCUUUGUAAAGAAUAUUGGUGCCGAUGAUAUUUGGUGUCCGCCGUGUACAGGAGCACCGAAUUGUGGCUUACAAGUGAGCAAAUGGAAAAGUGGAAAUAAUCAAUCGUCAACCUUCAUCUGCCCGCACUGCGGUGGCGGCUAUCCGGACGCCGCACCCAAGCCCCCCAUGCAAACCGGGGGCAACAGGCAGAGGGACAGCUGUGACUGCUCCAAUGUCCAUUUGAAGGGUAUGUCUACCAUGGGCCUACAGAGGGGCUGCUGCGCAGACCAAGCCGCCCAUCAACGCUCUCGGGGGAAGAGUCGUGCUCGUGCGGUCAGAGGGGGCAAGGUCAAGGCAUGCCCAACCUUGGAGCACAGAGGAGUAAUAACCAGAUGGUUAGGCCAGCACCACAACAACAACAACAACAACAACAACAACAACAGGCGCCGACGGAGAAGUUUUGCGAUUGUCAUACUGAAUCUAGUGGCCAAUGUUCACCUAUUCCUGCUCCAAAGAACUAUACGGUGCCCUGCUACGGACCACCAGAUGAUCCAAGACCUCCUGGCUGUCCAAAAAGCCCACGAUCGUGUUGUGGAUCACCUAAACGAUCGUGUUGUGCAGGACACCGAUCAACUUGUAGUUCGGGUCAACGAUCAAGUUCUGGACCAAGUCCAAGGUCAGUUAGAUCUGAGCAGACGGUAAGAUCUCCUCCAGGCGCUGGGCAAUCUGGCAGCCCUGGGCAAUCUGGCAACAAGCGCGCUGGCGGCACCCAGUGCGGUCCCUGCCAGCCCCACUCGCCGGAGAACUACACGCCAGGAUAUGGACCCUUACCCACGUACAACAAGCAGUUCCCGCUGAAGGACCCCGUUAGCACUGAAGCAUUUUGUAUUCAGAAAAAAGAGAAGAAAAAUGCUGCAAAUGUGAACCGAAGAAGGAGGAAGAAUAGGCUUAUGGAUGGACCCCGAAAUACCAUAGGAUCAAAGAAAGGACCAAACUGAAGAACUUUUACUAAAUUUAUGUAUACCAAAUUUGUCGUGCUCUUCUAAAAUCUUUCAGCAUGAAGGCUCCUGUCUUUCGAAGUGAGGUGUGUUUAUCUUCCUUAAGACCUCACUUUGCUUUGCCUACAAGUACUAUCCAUCGGCUAAUCCAAGUUCUAAGUUUUUGAUUAUAUUCUUCAAACGCA